UUGGAUCCCUCACCCCAUUAAAGAAUCUUCUUCUCCCAACUUGCUAAGAGAGAAGAAGUCUCUCUCUCUCUCUCUCUCUCUCAAAGUGUGUGUAUGGUGUGGAUGAGAGAGAGAGAUACUACUAAUCCUUUAGCAGCACUCCUCUUGAGAUUCGUAGCACUCCUUUUCAUGGCGCUGCUAACUUUCCUGCCAGAGCAAUCUCAGGAGCAGAAGAAACAUGCUCCCAACUCCAACUCGAAGCGCAAGAAGAAGAAGCAGCCGCCGCCGGCGAAACCGCCGUCAUCGUGGGACCAGUUCAAGAACCUACUAACCUGCAAGCAAAUCGUGGACUCCAAAAUCCACGAUCCCUCCAAACACAACAGCAAUAUCUACUCAUCCUGCUCCUCCAUUUGUACCUUCAGAGACGCCAACACCAGAGUUGUACACCGCGCCGAUAACUCGCCCGACGGCAGCACCGCCGGCCAGGAAACCAGGCUCCUCACCAAAAAGACCACCCACGGAUCGUCCGCGCGCUCGGCUAACUCCGCCUCCGCCGCGAGAUCCGCCACCCGCGGCAUCCAGCUCAGGAAGCUCUCCGGCUGUUACGAGUGUCAUGCCAUUGUUGAUCCCACCAGGUAUCCGUUGCCAAGAACAACUAUAUGUGCUUGCUCCGAAUGUGGAGAGGUUUUCCCCAAAAUUGAGAGUUUGGAACAUCAUCAAGCAGUGAGGCAUGCAGUGUCAGAGCUAGGGCCGGAGGAUUCAAGCCGCAACAUAGUGGAAAUAAUCUUCAAAUCAAGCUGGCUGAAGAAAGACAAUCCCAUCUGCAAGAUCGACCGCAUCCUCAAAGUCCACAACACGCAGCGCACCAUCCAGCGAUUCGAGGACUACCGCGACGCCGUCAAGAUACGCGCCACCGCCAACGCCGCCAAGCGCAGCGCCCGCUGCGCCGCCGACGGCAACGAGCUGCUCCGCUUCCACUGCGCCACCCUCACCUGCUCCCUCGGCGCCCGCGGCGCCUCCUCCCUCUGCGGCUCCAUUCCCGCCUGCGGCGUCUGCACCGUCAUCCGCCACGGCUUCCAGGGCGCCAAGGCCACCGGCAUCCGCACCACCGCCAGCAGCGGCCGCGCCCACGACUGCCUCGCCGCCCCCGCCGCCCGGCGCGCCAUGCUCGUCUGCCGCGUCAUCGCCGGGAGGGUGAAGCGCGGGCCCGAGGACGCCGACGACGGGGCGGCGGCCGGGUCGUAUGACUCCGUGGCCGGGCACGCCGGAGUUUACUCAAAUAUGGAGGAGUUGCAUGUGUUUAGUUCGAGGGCCAUUUUGCCUUGCUUUGUGGUGAUCUACAAAGCUCUCGAAUGCUAGCUCAUUUUUAAUUUUUGCAAAUUUUAACCCUUUUCUUUUUUUGUCUGCUCUCGAAUCUUCUCUUACACGUUUUGUUGCAUCUCUUAUUUCUAUAUUACUCGUACAAAUCGUGUAUAUAGGUUAGAAUAAGUAUAUAUACAAGAUUUGUAUGAGUAAUGUUAAGCACAUAAGAUGAAACAGAAUUUGUAACACAUAAAUUGAUGAAAGAAAGGGUUUUAAUUAAUUACUAGUUGUAUUUUCAAGUAUAUCUUGUACUUGUAGUGUGGUAGUUGGUGGAAUCAAGUCACGUAACUAAAAGCUGAUCUAUUUCUGUUUUGUAUGUACAGUUUUUUUUAUUGUUUUCAGUGCCAUGUUGUUUAUUCA
Molecule: messenger RNA, 1701 nt
Organism: Salvia miltiorrhiza (redroot sage)
Lineage: Eukaryota; Viridiplantae; Streptophyta; Magnoliopsida; Lamiales; Lamiaceae
Exons: 3
Coding region: 94-1338 (414 amino acids)
Source: RefSeq, a predicted model, not a curated record